AUCAUUCCAGUUUGGCAACUUCACCUGUAGUGCUGUUUUGAUCAAGCUGCCCACAGUCCCCCAAUCACUCCCGGAAUACAGCAGUGAGAGGCAGCAGCUUGCUACGUGGACAAGGAUGCUGGACAUGAGGGACCAAGGCCCGCCCUGCACUCGGGCCUCCUCCAGCCAGUGCUGACCGGGGACUUCUGACCUGCUGGCCAGCCAGGACCUGUGUGGAGAGGCCCUCCUGCUGUCUUGGAGUGACAAUCUCAGCUCCAGGCUACAGGGAGACUGGGAGGAUCACAGAGCCAGCAUGGAUCCUGACAGUGAUCAACCUCUGAACAGCCUCGGUAAGUUCAGAUGUCAGCCCCCUGCGCAAACCCCGUACCCCCAUGGAGACCUUCAGAAAGGUGGGGAUCCCCAUCAUCGUAGCACUACUGAGCCUGGCGAGUAUCAUCAUUGUGGUUGUCCUCAUCAAGGUGAUUCUGGAUAAAUACUACUUCCUCUGCGGGCAACCCCUCCACUUCAUCCCAAGGAAGCAGCUGUGUGAUGGGGAGCUGGACUGUCCCUUGGGAGAGGACGAGGAGCACUGUGUCAAGAGCUUCCCCGAAGGGCCUGCAGUGGCAGUCCGCCUCUCCAAGGACCGAUCCACCCUGCAGGUGCUGGACCCGGCCACAGGGAACUGGUUCUCUGCCUGUUUCGACAACUUCACAGAAGGUCUGGCCGAGACAGCCUGUAGGCAAAUGGGCUACAGCAGCAAACCCACUUUCAGAGCUGUGGAGAUUGGCCCAGACCAGGAUCUGGAUGUUGUUGAAAUCACAGAAAACAGCCAGGAGCUUCACGUGAGGAACUCAAGUGGGCCCUGUCUCUCAGGCUCCCUGGUCUCCCUGCACUGUCUUGCCUGUGGGGAGAGCCUGAAAACCCCCCGUGUGGUGGGCGGGGAGGAGGCCUCUGUGGAUUCUUGGCCUUGGCAGGUCAGCAUCCAGUACGACAAACAGCACGUCUGUGGAGGGAGCAUCCUGGACCCCCACUGGGUCCUCACAGCAGCCCAUUGCUUCAGGAAACAUACCAAUGUGUUCAACUGGAAGGUGCGGGCCGGCUCAGACAAACUGGGCAGUUUCCCAUCCCUGGCUGUGGCCAAGAUCAUCAUCAUUGAAUUCAACCCCAUGUACCCCAAAGACAAUGACAUCGCCCUCAUGAAGCUGCAGCUCCCACUCACUUUCUCAGGCACGGUCAGGCCCAUCUGCCUGCCCUUCUUUGAUGAGGAGCUUACUCCAGCCACCCCACUCUGGGUCGUUGGAUGGGGCUUUACAAAGCAAAAUGGAGGGAAGAUGUCUGACAUACUGCUGCAGGCGUCAGUCCAGGUCAUUGACAGCACACGGUGCAAUGCAGACGAUGCGUACCAGGGGGAAGUCACCGAGAAGAUGGUGUGUGCAGGCAUCCCGGAAGGGGGUGUGGACACCUGCCAGGGUGACAGUGGUGGGCCCCUGAUGUACCAAUCUGACCAGUGGCAGGUGGUGGGCAUCGUUAGCUGGGGCUAUGGCUGCGGAGGCCCAAGCACCCCAGGAGUGUACACCAAGGUCUCAGCCUAUCUUAACUGGAUCUACAAUGUCCGGAAGGCUGAGCUGUAAUGCUGCUGCCCCUUUGCAGUGCUGGGAGCUGCUUCCUUCCUGCCCUGCCCACCUGGGGAUCCCCCAAAGUCAGACACAGAGCAAGAGCCCCCUUGGGUACACCCCUCUGCCCACAACCUCAGCAUUUCUUGGAACAGCAAAGGGCCUCAAUUCCUGUAAGAGACCCUCACAGCCCAGAGGCGCCCAGAGGAAGUCAGCAGCCCUAGCUCAGCCACACUUGGUGCUCCCAGCAUCCCAGGGAGAGAUGCAGCCCACUGAACAAGCCAGCCUGCAGGCCAGGGUCUCAGGGGUAUUGCUAAGCCGAGAAGGAACUUUCCCACACUACUGAAUGGAAGCAGGUUGUCUUGUGAAAGCCCAGAUCACUGUGGGCUGGAGAGGAGGAGGAAAGGGUCUGUGCCAGCCCUGUCCGUCUUCACCCAUCCCCAAGCCUACUGGAGCAAGAAACCAGUUGUACUAUAAAAUGCACUGCCCUACUGUUGGUGUGAUUACUGUUAUCUACUGUUGUUAUUGUUAUUACAGCUAUGGCCACUAUUAUUAAAGAGCUAUGUGACAUCUCUGGCAUAGGCUAGCUGGAAUGCUUGAUAAGAACUGA
Molecule: messenger RNA, 2202 nt
Organism: Rhinopithecus roxellana (golden snub-nosed monkey)
Lineage: Eukaryota; Metazoa; Chordata; Mammalia; Primates; Cercopithecidae
Gene: TMPRSS4
Product: transmembrane serine protease 4
Exons: 13
Coding region: 372-1610 (412 amino acids)
Biological process (GO): proteolysis
Cellular component (GO): membrane
Molecular function (GO): protein binding; serine-type endopeptidase activity
Source: RefSeq, a predicted model, not a curated record